AUUUACUAUGUUCAUAUAAAAAAGAAAAAGUAAAUACGUCACGUAUAGCUAAUAUUUAAAUUUAUUCCUCUCAUAUUUAACAAAUAUUCCUGGAUUUAUAAAACAAGCGAUAUAUCAAUUUAUUUCAUUAAUUUUUUUUAUCAUUUGUAAAUUACAAAUUAAAAUGCUAUUUAGAUAAAUUCAAAAUGCGAUCAAUAAAAAGUUAGCCCCCUCUCCCAAAAAAAAGAAUAAAUUAGUAAAUUAUAAUACUAUCGUUGUUAUCAGAUUUUAUAUUAUUAUGUAACACUAUAGGACAAAGGUUAAAUAGGUCACUGUUCAAACAUACGUUCGAAUAUUUUUUAUAUUAAGCUCACAAGAAAAAAAAAGAAUAUGCCUGAAAACAUCAAUCGUUCGGGCCCAUUCAUAGGAGCAAUUGACGAAGGGACGAGUAGCGCUAGAUUCUUAGUGUUUGAUGUUUUACGUAGAAAAGUGAUAGUAUCUCAUCAAAUUGAAAUUAAACAAAAAUAUCCACAAGAAGGAUGGGUGGAACAAGAUCCAAAAGAAAUAUUACAAGCAGUUAUAGAAUGCAUAAAAAAGACCAUAGAAAAGUUAAAAGACAUUGGCAUGAGUGCAUCAGAUAUUAAAGCAAUUGGGAUCACUAAUCAACGAGAAACUACUUUAAUGUGGGAUAAAAAUACAGGAGAACCAUUGCACAAUGCAAUAGUAUGGUUAGAUAUGAGAACUACCACAACUUUAGAAGAUAUAUUAGAUAGUGUACCUAAUAAAACAAGGAACAAAAAUUAUUUGAAACCUCUUUGUGGUCUUCCAAUGUCACCAUAUUUCAGUGCUCUCAAAAUACGUUGGCUUAUUGAUAAUAUACCACGUGUUAAACAUGCAGUAGAUGAAGAAAAAUGUGCUUUCGGGACAAUUGAUACAUGGCUUAUAUGGAAUCUUACCAAAGGGCAAUUGCAUGUAACUGAUGUUUCAAAUGCAUCUCGUACAAUGUUGAUGAAUAUUGAAUCAUUAAAAUGGGAUCCUCUGUUAUGUCGAUUUUUUGGAAUUCCGCAACAUAUCCUACCUGAAAUACGGUCUAGUGCUGAAGUAUAUGGAACGAUUUCCAAUCCAGAAGUUCUUGCUGGUGUACCUAUAGCAGGCUGUGUAGGUGAUCAACAAGGAGCACUUCUUGGUCAAUUAUGUUUAAAGCCUGGACAAGCAAAAGCUACUUACGGAACUGGUUGCUUCUUACUUUAUAAUACUGGAAAUGUUAAAGUAGAUUCAACUCAAGGCCUUAUUACAACUAUUGCAUAUAAAAUAGGUAAAGAACCUGCAAUUUAUGCAUUAGAAGGCUCAGUAGCUGUAGCUGGAGCUGCUUUAUCAUGGUUACGUGAUAAUAUACAGUUAUUCAAUAAUAUUACACAAUCUCAAGACAUGGCAGAACGUGUGAGAAAUUCUGGAGACGUAUAUUUUGUACCUGCAUUUUCUGGUUUAUACGCGCCUUAUUGGCAACAAGAUGCAAGAGGAGUAAUUUGUGGUAUCACUGAAGAUACGCAACAGUAUCACAUUGUCCGAGCAGCAUUAGAAGCUGUCUGUUUUCAAACGAGAGAUAUCUUAGAAGCUAUGAUAAAAGAUUCCGGAACAAAAUUAACAACUUUACAAGUUGACGGUGGAAUGACUGUAAAUAAUUUACUCAUGCAAUUACAAGCUGAUUUAACGGGAAUAAGUGUUGUAAGACCCAAUAUGGUAGAAACAACAGCUUUAGGAGCAGCUAUAUUAGCCGGUAUCGGAGCAAGUAUUAUCGAUAUCAGCGAUGUAGAUGCUUCGCAAGUUACGAAGUUUUCACCCGAAAUUGGAGAAGAUGGUACUUCUUUUGAAUGAAAUAAUUGCAAAAGAAAAUAAAUUAAUAAUAAUUUCAUAUAUCUACAUUUCAGAAAAAGAUUUAAGGUAUUCUAAAUGGAAAAUGGCUGUUGAAAGAUCUAUGAAAUGGGAUUCUUCUACCGCUUUAAUAAACAAUUAAAAUAAAAAAGUACAUCUGUAAAUAAUAAAAAUAGUAAUAAAAAAAUAACAUUUAGAUCAAGGAGUAUUUAAAAAGUAAAUAUUAUCUUAUUUAAAUUAGACUACAAGUAAGUAUAUAGAUUCGAUUAAAUAUUGUAUAUUAUUUUAUUUAAAUAUGAACACAAUUUGAGAAGUGAUAAAAAUAAGAGAUCUAAUAUUAUAUGUAUCAUAUGUGUAAUAGUUAAAAUAGUUAUACAUAAGUUGUGUAUCCAUUUAUAAAGUAUCAUGUAUAUGUAUAUAUUAAUUGGAUAUUUCUUAUUAAUUUCAUAUUAAAAAAAAAUUUUUUGUGAAUAAUUUUUAUACGUUAAUUUAUUUUUUACUAACUGUGUCUCUCAAAAUUAAAAUGCAUAUUUGUACAACUUAUAUAGCAUAAUUUUAUCAUUAGUAGUAAACAUAAAUAAAUCAUAUAUAUUGAACAAUUUCCAAACAAUAUAGAACAUAUAGAACAAAUAGAAUAUGUAUUAAACAAUUUCAAAACAACAUAUAGAACAUAUGUAUUAAACAAAAAAAUAAUUUCAAAAAACAUAUUGUUGAAAUUUGAAAUUAUAAUUUUCUUUUUUAAUAAUCUUACAUGGUAAUAACAUCUUAUAAAAAUUUAUUUUUUUGAUAUUUUUCCAGGAGUUCCGUAUUGGAGGUUUUUUGGAGUUACGUAUUGCCGUAAUCCAAUCCCACGAGUUUUAAAUAUUCUUUUUCUCGUGGUCGAAUUAUUGUUAUCCUAUUUACAUGAAAUAAUAUCAUAUUUACAGAAAAUAAUUUUUUCAAUCCUAUAUAAAAUAUAUAAAACUGCAAGAAACGUUUUUUUUUUUUAAAUAUUACCUUAUUUUCCUUCUUCUGUUUUUCUUCUAUCUGUGUAUUCGAGUGUGUUAUAUUCUUAUCACGAAAAAGAUAAGAAUGACUUUCUGUAGAAUCAGAAACCUAUAAAAAUAAUAUUAUUUUUGUAUUAUAUUAUUGUAUUAUAUUAUCAAAAAGAAUAAUUUUGAAUAACUCCAUUUUUGUUGGAAACUUUAAAUUGAAUUAUCUUUUUUUUAUUUUACUUUAUUGGUGAUAAUAUCUAUAAUUACAUAAAUUCAAAAUAUUAAAUCGAUUUGUACAUAUAAAAUUAUCUUAACUUACAUUUGACAAUUCAUCGUUAAAUUUUAUGUUAGUAAAGCUAUACACAUCUUGUUCCAGAUUCGAUAUUUCGUUCUUAUCUUUGGAUAUAAUUUUUGAUUUAUCUACAUUUUUUUGGUCUUGAAAUUGUUCUUCUUUCAUUUCACAAACCUGACUUCUUUGUGAUUGACUUUCUAAUUCUUUAACUGCUUCUGUUAUAUUAAAUUCGAGUGGUUGCAUUCUUUUUUGCAAGUUCUUCUGUAUUUUGUUACGACUUGCCUUUGUAUGCUGAUCAAGAUAAUUUGUUUGUUUCUUUUGGUUAUCUUCAUUUAUUUUAUUUAAAGCCUCAUUUAAUCUUAGUUUAAUAUCAUAUUCUUGUUUUAAAGAUGCUUUGUGUUUCUCUUCCAAUAAUUUAUAAGCGCGUUCUAGUUCCUAUGUUCAAGAGAUGAAUUUGAGUAAGCAUAUUUAAAUUUAUAAUUCAUUGUUACGUCUUUAAAUAUAUAUAUAUAUAUAUAUAUAUAUACCUGUAUUUUUGAAUGUUUCUCUAAGUAUACUCGUUCUUUUUCUUCUUCUAAAAAUUCAAUUUUCUUAUUCAAUUCUACUAUUUUAUAUUCGUUGUCGCGUUUCAUUAUUUGUAAAGAUUGUUCAAGAUUUAAAUUUUGAAUUUGUGCUUCCUUCAAUUUAUUUUCUACGUUUGUAAAAUCAUUUCGUAUAUUUUUAUACUUGUUAUCAAUAAUAUCAAGAUCUUGAGCUAAACUAGUUUCUAUUUGUUGUCUUGCAUUUAAAUUCUCUUGUAAUUUCUCGAUCUAUUGUGAAGAAUAAAAUUAAUUUAUUAUGUAUGAAAGAAAACGUUUGAAUGAAAUUACAAGAUUACUUUACUUUUUGUUCUUUUGAUUGUAAUUGCUUUGAUAGUUCUUCUUCCUUGAUGAUCAAUCUUUCAUAUUUUGAACUUAAUUCAGUAUUUUGACUCAACAAAUCUUCGAUUUUAUUUCUGUUACAAAACCAAUAAAUUAAGAAACUUUAAAAUAUUUAAUUAAUCAAAAAUUAUAAAAAAUGCUCACUUGCAUGUAAUGAUCUUCUCUUGUAAUUUUGCAAUUUCAUCAUCUUUCUCAACAAAUGUAGUAGUUAAGUCUUGUUUCUCUUCCGUAAUCUUUUGUAAUUGCACUUGGAGUUCUUGAUUCAUCGACGUGAGAUUUUCUUGUUUCUGGAAUCAUAACUGCUUACAAUAUUUCACACGUUUAUUACAUCUAUGAUAACAACGAUGAUAACAUAAGUAAAAUAUUUUCCUUAUUUUGGAAGAUUAUUCACGUCUUUCUACUCAAAGUAGGAAAAUUAAAAUAAAAGAAGAAAAAUGUAAAGCAAAAAGUUACUUCUGACCUUUAUUAAUUCUAAUUUUUCUUCUGCAUGAACAUUAUGUAAGUGAUUUUUUUCUAAAAUUGACUUGUUUUUCAUAUCUUGGAAUUGCUUUUUCAAUUCGGUCUCGGCAAUCAUCAUUUCGUGUACUCUAAUAAUAAAUUAAAUGAAAAUUAUUACAUAUACAAUAAAUUAUUCGCAACUUUUUUGUAAGUACCUUUUCUCUUGAUUCUUUACUUUGUUUUCCAUUGUACUAACAAUAUUUCUUUGUUCAUCAUCUACAUAAAAACACAUUAAAAAUUAAGACAAAUGUACUUAAACAAAGUUUCUAAUGAAAUCUAUUAUAUCUAUAUACAUUUCAAUUUCAUAGUGCUUAAUUCCUGCUGCAAUUUCUUCACUGCUGAUUGUUGUGUAAGGAUGACGUCGUUAUAUAACUUUGAUAAAUUAUCUUUGUGCUGUUGAAACCCCUUUAAACUCUCUGAUAUUUCAUAAUAAUAUUUAGUAAUCGAUUCCCAAUCGCUGUUCAAUCUAUAAAACACUGCUAUUAGUCUUUUUUCCUUAUUGCUACAAGGAUAAUAGAUAACUGCAAUAAAUAAUAAAACAAAAAAUUAAAAUCAAUGCAAUAAAUAAUAAAUAACAGUAAUAUGUUACUGUUGUAAAAUUUCUUCCUUAGUUCUGAGCUCGGCCUCGUGUGAAGCAGAGACUAAAGAUAUAGUUUCUUCAGCAACUUGUAGUUUCUUUUGUAAUUUUUGAAUCUUCCGCUCUUCAAUUGCAUACAUUUGCUUCAUCUCUUCCACGAUUGAAUUUUCUUGAACCUGUUCAUUUGAUAUUUAUUCAACAAUCAAAUUUUAUCCAAUAUCUUUUAAUAAUGAUUUUUUAUUAGGAAAAAACAGUAGAACAAUUUUGA
Molecule: messenger RNA, 5380 nt
Organism: Heterotrigona itama
Lineage: Eukaryota; Metazoa; Arthropoda; Insecta; Hymenoptera; Apidae
Source: the annotation of a GenBank genome assembly